Messenger RNA from Anisakis simplex (herring worm), 438 nucleotides. The record is from the annotation of a GenBank genome assembly. NCBI's taxonomy places the organism in Eukaryota, Metazoa, Nematoda, Chromadorea, Rhabditida, Anisakidae.
AUGGGUAUAUUUAGGGUAUUCCCAAAAUUCUAUCGAAGCCCGUUUUUGGAACGUCGCCAAACUGGACAGCAGCCGAGGGCGGCUGCGGAGGGCGAUCGGCAAGAGGCGGGGCCAAGUGUCGAAAGUGGGCGGAGUGAUGUGGAGUCCCCGCCCCCGCAACGAGUGACGUAUACCGGCGAGACAGCAUCGACAAACUUCGACGACGACGGGCCGGACCGGGCCACCACCGGAUCAGUGCAGCAGGUCUCCAAGUACGUCGUAACCCGAGAGGAGGCGGAGCCAACAAGGACUAGUGGGUGUGGUUUGGACGACAGCCAAGAAUUAGUCGUGGCGAGAGACGACGAUGAAUGCGCAUUGCGCGAAUUCGUCUCGGAAUUAGUCGAAGUGAGUGACAACUUUAAUUAUUAUUAUUAUUUAUUGUUUGGCCCAUUGGUUUGA